Molecule: messenger RNA, 2877 nt
Organism: Aureobasidium uvarum
Lineage: Eukaryota; Fungi; Ascomycota; Dothideomycetes; Dothideales; Saccotheciaceae
Source: the annotation of a GenBank genome assembly
AUGGCCGAAGAGCAAGAGGACUUUAGCAAGCUGCCCCUGGCCGAUCGCUUUGUACACAAGAACUGGAAAGUGCGCAAGGAAGGUUACGAGACUGCCACAAAAGAAUUCAAGACUGCGCAACCGAGCGACCCCCUCGUCAAGGACUUUAUCGCAGACUCCAACAUCUGGAAGGGCGCUGUCGCCGAUGCCAACGUCGCUGCUCAGGCCGAAGGUCUUAAUGCGCUGAAUGCCUUUCUUGAGAUUGCCGGCAAGCCUGGCUGCACCCGGUGCGCAACUCUCUCCUGCGCGCAAACCUCUUCUGCGCGAGCCUCCUCUAGUCGAGAGUUCCCAGCUAACACAUACCCCUCAGCNACUCGCACAUCCACAAUCCAGCCCAUCGUCGAAAAGGGCGUGACAGGUCGUCCCGCCGCAAAAGCCGCUGCCAUCGAGGCCCUCCUCCUCUACGUCGAACUCGACAUUGCCGAUCCCGUCAUCGAAGAGCUCAUUCCCCUCCUCUCCGCCAAAACCCCCAAAGUCAUCGUCGCUGCCUUGCAAUCCCUCACCGCCAUCUACCACGCAUACGGCUGUAAGACCGUCGAGCCAAAGCCCAUCGUCAAGCUACUACCCAAGGUCUACGGUCAUGCAGACAAGAACGUGCGCGCCGAAGCACAAAACCUCACAGUCGAACUUUACCGAUGGCUAAAGGAAGCCAUGAAGCCCCUGUUCUGGGGAGAGCUCAAGCCCGUCCAACAGACAGAUCUGGAAAAGCUGUUCGAAAAGGUCAAGGAUGACAAGCCCACACAAGAGAGACUGCUCAGAUCUCAACAAGCUGCACAAGAAGCCGCAGAAGAGGCAGGCGAGGCUCCCGCUGAAGAUGUUGAAGAGGAAGAAGACGGCGCAAUCGACCUGGAGCCAGAGUUCGAGGCUGUCGAUGUCAUGUCAAAAGUGCCGGCAGACUUCAGCGAACGUCUCAACUCGUCAAAAUGGAAGGACCGCAAGGAAGCUCUUGAUGAGCUCUUCACUGCCGCCAACCAACCCGCCAUCCAGGAAGGCCCAUUCGACGAUGUCAUGCGUGGUCUUGCAAAGAGCAUGAAAGACGCCAACGUGGCUUGCGUUACUGUGGCUGCAAACUGUGUCGAAGUGCUCGCAAAGGGUCUGAAGAAGAGCUUCUCCAGAUAUCGCUCUACCAUAAUGUCGCCCAUGCUCGAGCGUCUCAAGGAGAAGAAGCAGACCGUUACUGACGCUCUUGCUGCCGCUUGCGACGCCGUCGUCUCGGCCACUGGUUUGACUGACAACCUCGAGGAGAUGCUCGAAGCUUUCAAGCACAAGACUCCUCAAGUCAAGCUCGAGUCCGCGCGUGUGCUUGUGCGCUGUCUGAAGAACCUUAGAGAGGUGCCUCCACCUGCUGAGCUCAAGACCAUGUCCGAUGCUGCCAAAAAUCUGUUGGCAGACUCCCAAGCACCACCUAGAGAAGCAGCUGCUGAAAUUCUUGGAACCUUGUGGAAGAUCAUGACCGACCGCAACAUGCUCCCUCAUCUCGACGGCAUUGACGAUAUCAAGAAGAACAAGAUUAAGGAGUACUGUGACAACGCAGAGGUCAAGGUCAAAUGGAAGCCCAAGGUGGCUCCCCCUCCCAAGCCUGCCGCCGCUCCCGCAAAGAAGCCUGCUCCCGGAAGACGUCCCGCACCGGGUGUAAAGAAGGCAGCACCUGCGCCAAUCAGACCCGCUACCCCGGAAGAGCCUCCAGCUGCUGCACCGCUAGCCGCUCGCCCAACCAGCAGACCCGGAGUCAAGCCUGGCCUCAAGUCGGGACUUGCAGCACCUGGAUCAAAGAUGAGAAAGCCUGGUUUGGCACCACCAGUCGCUUCGCCUAGAAGAGUAACUUCUGAAGAUGUCGAGAUGUUGGACGACCCACCGACACCCGCUCCUGCACCACGUUCAGGACUCGCAGCACCCCGUAGCCUUGCCGCCAGACCACUAGGAAAACCGACAAACUCGUUUAACCAGAGCACAAACGAACCCCCUCAAGAAUACGCUCCACCUCCUCAAGCAGCUCCUUCGGUCUUGAGUUUGGCUGAAAGAUCAGAACUUUCGGAUCUGCGUUCAGAAGCCGAAUAUCUCCGUUCUCAAAAUAGUGAACUGAGAACGGACAAGAUGAGACUCAACAGCCAGAUUCACGAACUCCAAAACCAGAAUGCACAACUGAUCGAAGACCACACUCGCGAUGUGCUGGGAAUCAAGGCCAAGGAGACUCAGUUAGUCCGCGCGCGAAGUGAUGCUGAAGCUGCCGAGGAACGUGCAGCCGGUCUUGCCCGUGAAGUAGACAGACUGAAGCGUGAAGUAGCUCGUUUGGGACGUGUUGAGCGUGACCACAACCAAGACACCCAGAUGCACAACAGCGGCUACGCCGAGAGCAACGGUACAAACGGCAUGAGACACUACGACACACCAAUGGGCGGUAUGGGUCCGCCUCGACCUCAGUUUGGCCGUCCUGGCGGUGGCGUGUCAUACUCAUCAUCUCAAUCACGGGAGCCCAGCGGUGAGACACACGAACACGUCGACUCUGCAGCCGGACUGGAACGCAUCACAAGCCCUGUGAGCGGAUUCAGAAGUUCAAACGCACCAUCCAUGGACCACUCGAGCAGCGGCCGUGCUAGUCCCGCGGUUUCCGGCUUGCAGCGCAGUGCAAGUGGUAGCAGACCUGGAAGCAACAUGGAGCAAAGCUAUGGAGCAGGUCUGGGCUCAGAGUCUGGUGUCCAAAGAUCCUCCAUGUCGAGGGGACAAAGCGGUGAAGGUGCCACUGGUGGUGUAGAGAGUUGGAGACGUGCUGCCGAGGUGACGCAAAAUCUGAAGGCCAGAAUCGAAAUGAUGAAGCAGAGUCUUCAGCGCAACCACUAG